AUGACUUCCCAACAAAAAUAUCCCGGAUACGAAGAACUUUCGUCUUAUUUGACGCAAAGCAAAAACAAAUCUUUCUGGAGUUUUCUACUACGUUAUCGAGAUGCGAUUGUUGCAACCACUCUGGCCGAUUCCCGUUGGCGCAAUCUUGAUAACUCAUGGGCUACUAACUUCAUAGAAGAAGCAAGAAAACUUGAAAGAGAACGCCGUGCGAAAAAGUUCGAAGAUUAUUGGAUUGAUGUAAUUAAGGAGGGUAAAAUAAAACGAGAAAUAUUGGAGUACGAAAUAGAAAAGGAGCAAAUUCUGAACGAAAUCAAUG
Messenger RNA from Acaulospora morrowiae, 316 nucleotides. Lineage: Eukaryota; Fungi; Glomeromycota; Glomeromycetes; Diversisporales; Acaulosporaceae. The record is from the annotation of a GenBank genome assembly.